AUGUCUGUCCUAUGCUUUCCUGGGUAUUAUGUACAGUCCUUUGGCAAGUUCCAGAGUACCGUUCAGACUACAAACCGCACUCCAGUGCCUAGAUGCGCCUUGCUUGGACCGUCUAUCAUGACUUUUCUUUACCUGUCAAGUGCUUGCAAUCAUUUGUUCUGUGUUGCACAAUUAUGUACCUUUUACAUGGUUAGACGGCAACGGCAAUCAUCUUGAACAUAUUUUUUUUUUACCACGGUCAUUGGACCUAUCCUAGAACAUUGAAAUAGCAACAUGUAGGAUACCGAGACAUAGAAAAGUAUGGCCGUUUCAAUUCAUUGAAUUCCUUGGCCGAGGUCUAAUUCAACGAAAGUGUUAUGAUAUUGAAGAGAAAGCAACCACAAUAUCAUUUCAGCGAGACCAGAGGGUUAGCUACCAAAGUGCCAUCGUCUUCGAGGAAUUGGCGAAAAGCGGAGCAGGCUCAGGCAUGCCUAAAGGUCGUGUGUCACUACAACUGUAUUUCUUAACAAGCUCUUGCUAUAUUCAAAAGCUAGUAUGCUCAUAGGCAUGUGACAAAGAAUCCAGUCACAAUCACCGGAUUGACAAAAGAAUCCGCUUUGGAUCGCGAUGAAAUCAGGAACUCCGGCCUGCAAGCUCAAAACACCGUAGUAACAGACUUAAGAUUGCUAGUAUCUUGUGCUCUUCUGCACGAGUCAAGACACGCAUACACAUACAAUACUAGCAUGGAAUUUGAAUAA
This is a messenger RNA of Sclerotinia trifoliorum, 737 nucleotides long. Lineage: Eukaryota; Fungi; Ascomycota; Leotiomycetes; Helotiales; Sclerotiniaceae. The record is from the annotation of a GenBank genome assembly.